CCCUUCCAGCACAGAUAUCAAAACCCUAGAAAUGGCGUCGGAGGCGACAACGAUGAUGAAGCCAAGUUUCGACAUUAACAAGCUCAGUUACCAAAUCUUCUCCAUUUUAGAGAGCAAGUUUCUCUUUGGAUUUGAUGAUCCCAGGCUGUUUGCCACAGGUAACCCUCUGGAGGCUCCGGUCAAGCCUGCAGACCGCUUCCCAAAACCCUCAAGCGCAGGAAAGGUACGCAUUCUGUCCAUCGAUGCCGGCAACGCUGUCAUCGCCGCCGUCGCACUUGCCCGCCUGGAGGCCUCCCUUGCUGAGCAAUGUGGGGAUUCCACCGCCAGGAUCGCCGAUUUCUUUGAUUUAGCUGCCGGAUCUGGUGCUGGAGGAGUCCUCGCCGCAAUGCUGUUCACCUGUGCGCCGGACGGCCGCCCACUCUUCUCCGCCGGCGAGGCGCUACGAGUCGUCUCGAAGAACCAGCGGAAGUUCCCUUCUGCCAUAAGGAAAACGAUAUUCUGUCGAUCCAGUGGAAUAUACCGUCGGAUAUUUGGGGAAUCAACUCUUCGGAACACGAUCAAGCCUGUGCUGAUACCUUGUUACGAUUUGGCGACAGGGGCGCCGUUCGUGUUCUCGAGGGCCGAUGCGGUGGAGUCUGACGCGUUCGAUUUCUCCAUCCGCGACGUGUGCGCGGCUACUUGCACGGAAAAGAAAACGGUAGAGAUUCGGUCGGUGGACGGCCGGUCGCGAAUCCUCGCCAUCGGCGGAAGCAUUGCAAUGCGGAAUCCGACGGCGACGGCUAUCACACAUGUUCUGAAUAACAAGCUGGAGUUCCCGUUAGCCAACAAUGUCGAGGACCUUCUCGUCGUCUCGCUUGGGAGCAGCAAUUCGUCGCCGACGGAGCUUGUCAAUAUCGCCGGUGAGAAUGCGGCAGAAAUGGUCGAUCAAGCGGUGGCUAUGGCCUUCCGACAAAACGGACCAAUGGCAACCAGCUACGUCCGCAUUCAGGCAAACUUCCUGGGAAGCCGGGGAAUGUCGCCGGCGGCGGCGGAGAAGGAGAUGCUGAGUCAGCGAAGCGUCGACUCGAUGUUAUUUCGUGGGCGGAAGGUAUCAGAUAGAACUAACGGCGAGAGAUUAGAAUGGUUCUGCCGUGAGCUGAUCUCAGAGCACAAUAGGAGGAAGGGGUGCAGCGUAUCGACGGUCAUGAUCAAGCCGACGGCCACGCCGCGGAUGUCAUCGGCGACGAGUUGUACGACGUUUGCAUAAACGGCGACGGCGCCGGCUGUUGCGUCGCUGUAGGGUGAACUGCCCUUGUUAUGGCGAAUGAAAGUGAAUAUGAUUUUCAUUUUCUAUAUGGUUCGUAAGCGUGAAGUCCCUGCUUGGUGUUCGGCCGACCAUGGGAACCGUUCUGUUGGUCCGCAGAGACUACGAAAGAUGGAGCAGAGCUAAAGGAGAGCACUCCAUUUUUUUAUUUAGUUUUAAUUUUAAUUUUAUUUUUUUUUUAACUUAAGUGUGUGGUAGAGGGUAGAUUCUUGUGUUCGGACACUAAACGGAGAGAAUCGUCUUGAUUUCUAUCUGUCAACGGUUAAAGCACAGCUGCUACAGUAAUUGACUGUGCUUUUAAUGUAGAUAGAGAAAAUCUGGACGGUUCUCUCCGAUCUGGUGUCCGCCCACAAUAAAAAA
Messenger RNA from Dendrobium catenatum, 1663 nucleotides. Its product is annotated as patatin-like protein 3. The coding region runs from base 32 to 1246 and encodes 404 amino acids. Gene Ontology annotation, biological process: lipid metabolic process. The record is from RefSeq and is a predicted model, not a curated record. NCBI's taxonomy places the organism in Eukaryota, Viridiplantae, Streptophyta, Magnoliopsida, Asparagales, Orchidaceae. The transcript is spliced from 3 exons.